This is a messenger RNA of Symbiodinium sp. CCMP2456, 726 nucleotides long. The record is from the annotation of a GenBank genome assembly. NCBI's taxonomy places the organism in Eukaryota, Dinophyceae, Suessiales, Symbiodiniaceae.
GAACGUCGUGAGGCUCUUCCUUUCAGCCUUUCGUUUGUAGUCUGGUUGGAGCGACGCGUUAUGCACCCGGACACUUCCUGCACGGACAUUCUCCUUAUCGGCUCCUUGCUCUGUGCUGUGUGGGGAUCACUCCGGUGGAGCGAUCUACUUUGGUGCCCCCCGGACCGUAUUCACCUGCACUCCGAUGGGUCCGUUAUCUCCGGCAUUGCUAUGCGAACCAAAGUCACCCGUUCCGGGAUGCCCUGGGGCAUUCUCCCUUCCGGUCUUACCGGCACUCCAUCCGGCUCCUGGUCCUUCCGGUGGCUCACGGUUCUGAAGCAAUCGCUCCAGCGCUCCCGUGCUGCCUUUCCCAAUAGAGUCAUCGACUUCCUUCCGGCCCUUCUUUCGGGUCCCUCACACUCACCGGUCCUGUUCAGUCCUCUGCAGCGGGAUCGCGGCGUUACAUGGAUCCGUUCUCUGCUCAUGGAGCAUUGGCGCGAAUCUUCUUCUGGCUCGCCUCCCGAAGCCUUCCGCUUCAUUGGUGCUCAUAGUGCCAAGGACAUCAUCGGCUGUCCGGUGCGGACGCCUCUGUCGCUCUCUAUAGCCGAGACGACAUUGGCCCUAUGGUCCAUCUCCAGCGGGCCCUGGUCUUCCACAUUCGUUCUGGCUUUCGUCCGAUGCAGCCCUUGGCACGCGGCCUGGCUGAACCUCUCCCGCCCGGACUUCCCCGUGCAACUCCCGGCGGCG